UCAUAAAAGCCGAGUUGCCCCUCGAGCGUGAGUCACAACGAUUGUUAUCAUUCACGGAGUAACACUGCCGAAAGUUUUAGUGUGACUACUCCAAGUAUUUAAUGCACAAGGACAUCAUCAUGAGCGUACAGAUUUCGGAUAUGGAGAGACCUUUAUCUCGUGGAAGUGACGGGCCGGUUAGCCCGGGUUGCAGCGAGUCCGGCUCGGAGUCUUCAGACACCACGCUUCACGGUGAUGGUACCCCAUCAGCGUUGGACCCCCGUUUCUCGCCGUCCAUCCGCGAUGCAGUCAGCCGGGUGCUCCAGGGUUACGACUGGUCCCUGGUCCCGAUGCCGACCCGAGUCAGCGGUAACCCCAACGCCAAGCCCCACAUCAAGAGACCGAUGAAUGCCUUCAUGGUGUGGGCCCAAGCAGCCCGCAAGAAACUUGCCGACCAGCACCCACACCUACACAACGCCGAACUCAGCAAGACGCUCGGCAAAUUGUGGAAACUGUUGUCAGAGCCAGAGAAACAGCCCUUCAUCGAAGAAGCAGAACGUCUUCGCCAGCAACAUAAGAAGGACCAUCCCGACUACAAGUACCAGCCACGACGUCGCAACAAGAGCAACAACAAACCCAGCAAGGGCCCUCUGAGUACCGACACCACCACGCUAUGCAAGGGGUCUCGCUCUCCGGGAGACACCAGCAGCGACGACGGUUCCAAGAGGUACGCCGUCCAUGCCACACCCCAGCAGAAUGGUCCUCCUACCCCACCCACCACGCCCAAGAAUGACACAGACUGCCUGAACGGGCAGCCGCCACAGAAACGCAUGAAGUACAUCCAGCUUCUGAAGGGCGGUGACCGUCAACAGCAGCAGCUACCCAUGGACCUGGCUGGUGUGGACGUUCGAGAUCUCAGUAGCGACAUGAUGGCCAAUAUGGACGGCCUGAUCAACGAGGACCUCGACCACUACCUCGUGGCAAGCUCCGCUCAGAGUCCACAGGCGCAACAAACCGCCAACUGCAACACGUAUGCCAUGAUGAACAGUUGCCAGAACCUCACGCAAUCAGAGCAGUGGGUCAACCGGCAGGGUAUACCCCCAAUACCCGUCGCUGUCUCAGUCUCCAACACCAUGAAGCUGGAGGAGGAAAUCCUGUCUCCCGAGCAGCAGCACUUCUCCUCAUCACCUACCUCCUCAAACCAAGUACAGCCUUAUGACUUCAGUAUGCAGCCUCACUAUGCUGAGUACCCCUCGCCUACCGGUCAAACCUAUGACUAUCCUCAGCAGCCUCAACCAGCCCAGAUCGGCUACUAUGCAAACAAUCCCAACAGUCCGUCUGCAACCACGAUGCCCUCCUCCUACCAGUUCCCACAACAGCAGGUUUCACCAAACCAAGCAUACCUCGCAGUUGAGAGUACGCAAUCCAUCCUCCCAGAAGCCCGCACGUGGAACAACUACCCGAAUCAGGCCAGGUCUUGGGAAGACCAUUCCACAGACAAAUCAUGUAAAAGAAGCCCCAUCAACUAACUUUGUGUGUCUGGUGGAAGCCCCAUCAACUAACUUUGUGUGUCUGGUGAAAGGGGUCCAUCAAUGAACUUUGGUUAGCCAGCCUGUCGAUAAACACUUAAGGUGAACUCUCUGUUGUGUUACAAGUUAUUGCUGAACACGCUGUGCGUGUCCUAUUAAACCAUAAAGUCAGAUUGUGUGAACGAAGGAAAGAAUGUCCUGUGUAUGUAAAGUUGCCUUGUAAAUAGAGUUUCAUAUUUUAUUAAGUUAUGUGGGCCGAGUCAUUUUAUGAGUUUAAGGGUGAAUGGGUAUACAUGGGUCAACAGGUGUUUUUUUUAGCAUUGGGUGGCAGCCUUCUCUUGCGAUGGGUGUCUUUUUUUAUACUACAAAUAAUAAUGAGCACACAUUGAAAAGAAUCUAUGCAAUCUUUUACAACCAAAACUUGGGGGAUGUUAAACCGUAUUUAAAUUGAUAUGUAAUAUACCGAGUUGAUCUUUGUAUGGUUUCAAGCAUACACAUUGACAAUGAAUAUUGAAGUUGUCAUUAAAAAAGUGGUACAAGUCUAGUAUAUGCAUUUCAAGCAUUCUUUGAAUAUCAUGUAUACUUGGAUAUUAUUUUAAUGUAUAUUUGCAAAAGUCUGGUACCACUUUCAAAGUCAAAUAUUUUCUUGAUCUCUUUAAAAACCAAGGUAGCCUGACUGGACCCAUUUUCGUUGUAAGUUUCUUAUAUCAUUUUUUGCUUCAAUUUACCAUACCGAAUGGCUAUGAAAGAAAAUAUUGUCUUCCAUAAUAUCGUCACCUAAAUAUCACUGUCUUCUACAGUCAUUUGUCAAAUUUUCUAAACGCAGUUAAAAACAUGUUUUUUUUUUUUUUUUAAAUAUAACUUUCAUUAAGUAUUCACUUUUUAUACAAAAUUUCUUACAAAAUAGAUUGGGAUGGUUGAUAGAGAUCACUUUGAACCAAUGAUUAUUAAAACCUCCACGCAUGUAAAAAGUAAACAUUUUUUACCAUUUUUGUAAAAAGAGCAACGUUAUUUUGAAUCAAACUGAUUUUUGGUACAUUUGUUAAGGUUUUUUGUAAAUGUAAAUAGCUUGAGAUUAAUUAUUAUUAUAAUAACUGUUCACCUUUUGUGGUUAGAAUAAUUAAUAGUAUACAAUACAAGUUUGAAUUUGAAGUUAAUAACUUAAAGUUAAGAUAAUCAGGGUCCACUUUUUAAUAAGGCAGAUUUUGCUAAGCUGUUUGUGGCAGAUAACCAGUCAUGACUUCAUAAUGCAACAGUUUGGGAAGUAACCCGUGUUUGGUAUUAACGCUAAACUGCUUAGCAAUACUCUGUUCUUAGCGACUGUAUGGAAUUGACCCCCAAUAUAUCUGUAUGGCCUUCGAGGGCUAAGUUUGGUUCUUAAAUUUGAGAACAGUUCUUCAUUGGAAUAAAUAUCUAUGGUGACAAAAAUGAAAGUAAAUUUGAAUGCAUCCGAAUUUCUGGCUCAACAUGUAUUCUAUGCAACGGAUUUUCAUGACCUCUCCCUUCCCCGAAGCACACCUCUCUACAAUUUCCUGCUCCGUCCCUCGGUUCUCCAGAAAGAAAUCGAGACUUUAAAAACAUUCGUCACCACUACACCACACUUCUAGCCGCAAACUGGUUCUUAGGAUACUCCUUUUCCGAGCCGCAAACUCAUCCCUUUAGUAUGCACUGUAAUUCUUUCCACAUCUCCAAACCAAACGGGCCAUAAAUUCAAGUGCAAACCCUUAAGUGACAAAUGAUUCAUCAAAGCAAAGGAAGACACAACUCGUGUCGAUCUCAUCCCAAAGGAGAAAUAACCAAUAUUUUCACACCCUGAGUUUUGAAAUAUCUUGUUUUGUUACUCGAUGUAUUUCAACCCCAAAAACUGGCUCUAUUUUUGAUUCUGGGACCACACAGGUUCAGGAGUGGUUGGGGGUCGGAUGUGUUACAAGUACCCAUAAUACCUUUUACACUAAACAUGUGGCCCAGACCACUUAGCAUCAUAAAUAUCGGCCGAAGCUCUUCGUUUUAGCCAAGGAAAUGCAAUUUACCCACCACAGUCAUAAAAAAUUAAGUUUAACAAAACCAAGCUGGGUUGUAUUUAAAAGGCAUUUUAAAGGAGUGUUUCAGAGAGAAUUUUAUGUUUCAUCAGCCACAAGGGAAAAAUACAUUGUUUUUAAUGGCGAAUAGUUUUGGGAGCCGGUCAAGGUAGUUUGAUUUCUUCUGAGAAAAUGUUCCAACUGUCAACCUCAAUCAAUGUAAAUUAUAUCAAUUAUGGUUUUGAACCUUAACGUGUUUGCUAGAUGAGAAGAAACAUUAAGAAGUUGGUUUAAGAAGUUGGUCUAUUUAAUACCUCCAUGGUUUAACCACAGAAAAGAAAGUCCAAGCUUUGACCACAAGAAGUUCGACUCAAAGGUUGUUCGUGCCUUGAUGUUGUUAUCUUUGCAGCCCCACCAAACAACAUGUUUUAUAAUAAGUACAUUUUGUAGAUUAUUUGUAACUUAAUUCAUGAUUUUUAAUUUUUAUUUAACAUUCCCGUUUUAUUUAAAAAGAUGUUUGUAUUUA
Messenger RNA from Asterias rubens (European starfish), 4052 nucleotides. Its product is annotated as transcription factor Sox-10-like. Gene Ontology annotation, molecular function: DNA-binding transcription factor activity, RNA polymerase II-specific; RNA polymerase II cis-regulatory region sequence-specific DNA binding. The record is from RefSeq and is a predicted model, not a curated record. The coding region runs from base 102 to 1508 and encodes 468 amino acids. Lineage: Eukaryota; Metazoa; Echinodermata; Asteroidea; Forcipulatida; Asteriidae. Gene Ontology annotation, biological process: morphogenesis of an epithelium; negative regulation of transcription by RNA polymerase II. Gene Ontology annotation, cellular component: nucleus. The transcript has 2 exons.